Messenger RNA from Cuscuta europaea, 1433 nucleotides. The record is from the annotation of a GenBank genome assembly. Lineage: Eukaryota; Viridiplantae; Streptophyta; Magnoliopsida; Solanales; Convolvulaceae.
AAUGCCUCUUGCUUUUAGAUCUCACAAUAUACAAACACAAAAACGCUUGAAAGUAAAAGAUAAUAUAAGAUGAACUUUUCCAUUUGUCUAAUUUUCUUCACAUUUGCAACAUUCUUGGUACUUCAUGCAGAGAGUGUUGUCAUAAAUGUUGCAGCAAAACCCAAUAAAGAUGUCGGUCCGGAUUUAUUGAGCGCAUGGAAGGAAGCAUGUGCAGCCACAACAGGAAGCACCAUUGUCAUCCCAAAAGGAGAGUAUCCAAUGACCCAAGUAGUGCUUGUUGGACCAUGCAAAGGCCCAAUUGAGCUCCGAAUCGACGCCACCUUAAAGGCUCCGGCUGACCCCGCCACGCUCGACAGCAACAAGGAAUGGCUCACCAUCAAUAACGUCGACCGAUUCACACUCUCCGGCACCGGCGUUCUUGACGGCCAAGGAGCCAAAUCUUGGGACCAAAAUGAUUGCAAGAAAACUGGAGCCUGCAAUAAACUUCCUAAUAAUCUAAGUUUGAAUUUCUUGACGAACUCAUUGAUCCGGGACAUAACUUCUCUAGACAGCAAGUUGUUUCACGUUAACGUUCUGGGCGGUAAGAACUUAACGUUCGACCACGUCACCAUCAAAGCCCCGGGGGACAGCCACAACACAGAUGGAAUUCACAUUGCGAAAAUAGUGGACGUUAACGUUAAAGACAGCACCAUUGGAACCGGAGACGAUUGCAUCUCUAUCGGAGAUGGGACAGAAAACCUUCACAUCACGGGCGUGACGUGCGGGCCCGGUCACGGCAUCAGCGUCGGGAGUCUCGGAAAGACGCCCGGCGAAUCGCCCGUGAAAGGCGUCUUCGUGGAGAAGUGUAACUUCAUCAAGACAGACAACGGCGUGAGAAUCAAAACGUGGCCCGACUCGCACCCGGGAGUGGUCACCGAUAUCCAUUACACGGACUUAACGAUGGACGGCGUCCAAAACCCGAUUGUGAUCGACCAAGAGUACUGCCCCAAUAACCAAUGCACCAAGCAAAAGCCAUCACAGGUGAAGAUCAGCAAAGUGAGCUAUAAGGGCAUAACAGGAACUUCUGGGACCGAGAAUGCUGUGAUCCUUGCUUGCAGCAGUGGGGUGCCAUGCGAGGGGGUUGAGGUAGGCGAUAUAGACUUGAAGUUCAGUGGUGGGGCCGCCAAAUCCACGUGUACCAAUGUGAAGCCCACCUUCACUGGAAAGCAGAACCCAGCACUUUGCACUGCCGCUUAAAUUUAUUAAGAGCAGGCAUUUUCUUGAUUUGGUCGUUUAAUUAGGAGUUGAAUCAGGUAGUUAAUUAUAAUUAAUCAAAUAAAAGUGUACAUAUAUGUAGUUCAUGGUUGUAUGUGGUUGUUCUAUGUGUUGCCCUACCCAUGAACAUGUCCUAUGUGUUACCAGGUACUAGCUUAGUAGAUCUUUUAAUUGGGAGU